This is a messenger RNA of Contarinia nasturtii (swede midge), 1561 nucleotides long. RefSeq names its product mitochondrial uncoupling protein 2-like. Lineage: Eukaryota; Metazoa; Arthropoda; Insecta; Diptera; Cecidomyiidae. Gene Ontology annotation, biological process: response to cold; mitochondrial transmembrane transport; adaptive thermogenesis. The coding region runs from base 317 to 1381 and encodes 354 amino acids. The transcript is spliced from 5 exons. Gene Ontology annotation, molecular function: oxidative phosphorylation uncoupler activity. The record is from RefSeq and is a predicted model, not a curated record.
AUUCAGUACAAAAAAACACAUUCAACAAACGAGUCGGCGUUACACUGAUUCUUAUAUCGUUAAUAUUUAAAUCGCAUCAUAAUAAUACACUACAAAACAUUGAAUCGUUAAAUUCAGUUGGUUUGUAUCUACAUUUACAUUACAUGUGUGCGUACCAAAAUUUUCUUUUGAGUAAAUAAAUUUUCGACGCAAAUAGAGGCGAAGCUCUCGAAGUAGUUUUUCUUUUUUUUUGCACUGUUUUGUGGAAAAAAUAAACAAAAACACAACUUGAAAACGAGAAAAUUAAGCGAUUUUUUCUUUCGAAAAUAUCAAAAAAAUGGAAAAUAAAAAUAACAAUGUGGUUAAACAAUUAUUGAUAGCGGGUACUGCAGCUUCAAUUGCUGACGCAGCUACUUUUCCUUUUGAUACGGCCAAAGUAAGAUUGCAGCUACAGGGUGAAUCAACAUCUAAUCGAAUAACUGGUACAAAUAAUGAGAAAAAUCUAUUGAAAAUACAAUCAAAACGACCGUUGACAACGGCUUCAUCAAAUGCAUUCCGUACACCAGGUCGACGAUUCAUUUCGAUUUCGCUGCCAAUACCCACACAUGAAAUACCUGUAAAAAUCGACAAAGUUCAAUAUCGCGGCCUGUUCGGUACAAUUGGUACAAUUGCCAAACAAGAAGGUCUACGCUCUCUAUACAAUGGCUUGUCGGCCGGUCUACAGCGUCAAAUGGUAUUCGCGAGCGUGCGUUUGGGCAUGUAUGAUACCGUGAAAACGACCUAUCAAAAAUUAUUCAAUGAAAAUCCAGAUGGAUUGCAUGUAAUGACACGAGUUUUGGCCGGUCUUACUACCGGUGGACUUGCCGUCUGUUUGGGUCAACCCACCGAAGUGGUCAAAAUUAAAUUUCAAGCACAAAAACGCCUUCCGGGAACAAAAUUACUAUAUACAUCAACGCCGGCAACGUAUCGAAAAAUUGGCCGCGAAGAAGGUGUAAAGGGUCUAUGGAAGGGUGCCAUGCCGAACAUCGGUAGAAAUGCAGUCGUUAAUGUGUCAGAAAUUGUUUGCUAUGACAUUGUAAAGGAAUGUCUAAUUGUAUAUGGUGACAUGCGCGAUAAUAUUUUUUGUCAUUUCACAGCUGCCGUGAUAGCAGGUUUUGCAGCAACGGUAGCAGCCUCACCCAUUGACGUUGUGAAAACAAGGUACAUGAAUUCGUCACAAGGUCACUAUAACGGAGCCAUUGACUGUGCUCUAAGAAUGGCCAAACAAGAAGGGCUCACAGCAUUUUAUAAAGGAUUUGUUCCAGCCUUCGCUCGUCUAGUCUCAUGGAAUAUUUGUCUCUGGAUUUCAUUUGAACAAAUCAAAAAAAUUGUUUACAACAACAAUAUUAAUAAUGAACAUUAAUCAAAUAUUAUGGCAAACGAUAGUACAAAUAUACAUAGAUUUAUCGGAAAUGAAUUCACAGUAGUUCAAUUGCAUGAAUGAUUCCACAAUUUGUACUGUGAUUAUUUGCAUAACUAGAAUACUUUCAUAUAAAUGAAAUAUCUAAGGAAAAAUAAAUGUACAGUUAACAUUUCAAGAAAA